Molecule: messenger RNA, 2666 nt
Organism: Phragmites australis (common reed)
Lineage: Eukaryota; Viridiplantae; Streptophyta; Magnoliopsida; Poales; Poaceae
Product: ankyrin repeat protein SKIP35-like
Exons: 6
Coding region: 498-2369 (623 amino acids)
Source: RefSeq, a predicted model, not a curated record
CAGAAAAAUGCAGAGCAGGCGAAUCCAACACCCCUAAGAAAAGCUGAAAGAACGAGGGAGAGAGGACAGAGAGAGAGUGGUGGUGGUGGUGUGUGCGACAGAGAGGGGAGAAGAGAGAGAGAGCGUAUUUCUUCUUCCUCCUCACCCCCGCCUCCUCCAAGGAGAGAGGGAAACUCCGGAGUCGCAGGGGCGCGAGCGAGGCAGGCAGUGGCUCCUCCUCUCCCUCAUUUCGAUAUCAGCUCAUCAAUUCUUCCUACCACACUAUUGUCGAUCCCCAGCACUCUUCUUUCUUUCCUACGGUUCUCCUCUAAUUCACUGGGGAAAAGAACAAAAAAAAUCUUGCCUUUUUCGAUUUCUGGGGUGGCGUCGCUGGGAUUUGCUUGGUCGGUUCUUGAUUCGUGCCAGGAGGGAUUUGUCCAUUUAGAUUCUGCCGCUCAGCCUGAAUCCUCCCUGCUAUUUCCUGAGAGGAAUUUCGCAGGUUGGAUCGGACGUCGGAGAUGGAUGUGCAGAGGAAGAAAAAUUCGGCGAAGAUUGGAUCCAAGGGCAAGGAGGUUGAGAGCAAGAAUCCCAGGCGGGAGGAGCCACUCGCGUCUUCAGAGAUGGACAUGGAACCGGGCGUCGCAGAGAGCGGCGGCAUGGCAGAUGCCAAUAAUGGCAGCUCCAUGGAGUGCCCCUCGCCACCCAAGGAUUCCAAGAACUCCAAGGGUUGUGUAGCCAAGAAGCCGAGAUCGGUGAGCUCUGACUUUGGGGAUGAGCUGGAUUUGGAGCUUGGGAAUGAGGAAAAGGAGAGUGGCAGGCAGCAGGAGAGGAAGCUCUCGAGGCAAGACCGGGUUGAGCUUAGCCGGUCGUUCCAGCACGCGGUGAGCUCGCACGAUUGGGAGAGCGCCGAGGGGCUGGUAGGGAUGGCUGAUGCACACGGGCUCAACGAUGUGCUCUGCGUGGCGGUGGAUGCUAUUUGGUUCUUGAGCGACAGGGAGGAACUGCAUGCGGUUGUGGGGUUGAUCAGAAGGAUUGUGUCCGAGGGCGCGAAGGAUUUCACGCGUGCUGCGCUCCGGACAUCGUUCCUCGCAUCGUGUGUGUCGGCAUGCAGGGGACGUACGACUAGCCUCGCCGAUGCUGUGAGCUUCAUGAGUCAAAAAUUGCAUGAACGACUUCAAGAAUCCCAGGGUGAUGAGGUAUUGAAAGCAGAAGCAAGUGCAAAGGUGCACAAGUUUACAGAAUGGGCUCUAAAGUGCAUUGGGCUACAUUCGCGUGUGCGGGAGAAUAAGGGCAGAGGAAACCACAACACUAUCAUUGAGGUUCAGCUUCAGUUAUCUGCUUUCAAGACAUUUCUGGAUCUUGCUGAUAAUGAGCUUACCGGGAAGGAUUUCAUGGAGGCAUUUGAUGCUGCAUGCUUUCCUCUUACACUCUUCUCAACCACCUUUGACCAAGGAUGGGCAUCAGGAAUCUCGGCAGCUGCAAUACAAGGGCUUUUAGAAUUGUUGGUAGAGGGUGGCGCAGACAAUGUGAACCAAUGCUUUCUUGAAGCUGCACGCUAUGGGAGCACCGAACUCGUGCGGAUCUUACUUCAGAUUGCUCAAAGGAACAGCUUGGACAUUGAUGUGGAUCUAGCCCUUGGCUUUGCCGCUCACUAUGGGAAGAUCGAAACAAUGGAAUGCUUGGUUGAAGAAGGUAAUGCUGUUGGCUUUCUUGGACCUUUAAUGCGGGCUGCUGAACGUGGAUGCCUCCAAGUUGUUGAAUGGUUUGUCAACCAUGGGUGUCGAGAAAUGGAGCUCUGCCUAGCCCUUACUGCUGCAACCUCCAGUAGCCAGGUUGCAGUUGCUGCUUAUCUUCUGCCUCUUGUCCCGCAACAUGUUCUUGCCCCCCUCAGCAUUGAAAUUAUCAAGGCUGCUGGUGAGAGGAGCACGGGUUCUCUGCAUGGUGUGGAUUUUCUUCUCCGCUCGAACUUCCUCAAUGACCCAGCUGCCACAUAUGCUGUUGCAGACAGUAUUUCAAGAUCUGCUGAUGAGGUCGUGGAUGCCAAGCUUAGGUCUUUCAUGAAUGAGCAUUGGUCCGAGGCAGCCUUUUCUGCAGGAUUUGCAUGUGCACAACAGCACUUUGUUAACUUCACGAGGAUAAUGGAAAGGGGUGAGUCACCAAUCUGCCUGAGGGACCUCCCGCUUGAGCUGGUGAUUGGCAUGGCCUACCUGCCACUCUAUAAGGAAUGCAUCAAUUCCAGCGGGCGGCUUUUGCCGCAAAGGCUGAGAGGGCAGCUUGUGGAGGCUGCAGGUAGGCUCGAGGGGCAGCAACUGGAUAGGGGUGGUAGCCAAAGCAGGGAGCUCUUGGCCAUCUUGGAGCACCACAUCCCACGUUUCAUGAUUCAAACUUGAAGGCAGGCCAGCUUCCUCUCAAACCGCAUCCGUCGCCGCAAGCAAAGCAACCACCAAGGGCAAUGCACCGUCUUCAAUGUAUUCCAGUGCCGUCGCCGUGUUCCUGCUUGGGGGCUUCCGAAACGAUAGCACCCUGAGAGCUCAUCUUGCGUUGGCUCUCCUGGAGGCGCUCUUCGGAGAGUAUAUAAUUUUGGGAAAUGGUGAGUGCCUUGUCGAGGCAUGUGUUGAGUGUUUACUGGGACCAUAAGCUUUGAUGAAAAUGAUAUAAGCCUUGAGCAAGUCUUCCCAAAUUUUCCA